Molecule: messenger RNA, 570 nt
Organism: Acanthoscelides obtectus
Lineage: Eukaryota; Metazoa; Arthropoda; Insecta; Coleoptera; Chrysomelidae
Source: the annotation of a GenBank genome assembly
AUGGCAGAGCCAGAAUUGACUCCACCACCUGCCCCAAUAAUAAAAUCCUCGAGUUCCAGCGAGGGAGACUGGACAUGCGACGAAUGCGGGAACAACAACUUUGCCAGGCGAAAUUCCUGCAACCGAUGCAGCAAGGGGCGGGCACCUGCGAAGAAGCGCAAACUAGGAACCGAAAUAGGCAAAGCAGCAGCUGAGAAGAGCCGUGGUCUAUUCAGCGCAGAUGAUUGGCAGUGUAAUAAAUGCGGGAAUGUAAACUGGGCCAGGAGACAGUCCUGCAAUGUAUGCAACGCACCUAAAUUUGGAGAGGUUGAAGAGCGAACUGGGUUUGGAGGCGGCUAUAACGAUCGAGGCGUGGUUGAAUAUAAAGAAAGAUGUGAUUCAGAUGAUGAGUAUGAUGAGUUUGGUAGAAGGAAAAAGCGAAGGAGUCAUAGAGGGUCUAGUGAGGAUGAGAAGUAUGAAAAGGUUGUACAGAAAGAUAAUGAGAAUGAAAAUGAGGAAGAAGAAGAAGAGGAGGAGGAAGAUGAUGAUGGAGACUUGUCUAAGUAUGAUUUGUCAGAUUGGGGGAUGUAA